ACUAAAAAACAACUAAAACGGUGCACGGCAAAACAAGGUUUUAGUUAGUAGUACAGUUCGUCUUGAAUCAGCUAAACCGCCGUAUCCCCUCCGAAAAAACGCUAAACAAACAGUAAACUGCAAUUCAGAAACGAAGAAGAUAGAGAGAAAAAGAUAAAAUCUCAAUCUCUAUUCUGCAAUCCCUGUUCACGUUUCAUAGAUGACGGAGGUUGCGAGCUCCGUAGUUCAUGAAGUUUUAGGGAAAAACUUUCAAGACUUGGACGAACCUAUAAUCGAUUACAUCGUUAAUGUUCUCGCUGAUGAAGAUUUCGAUUUCGGCGAGGAAGGCGAUGGAGUUUUCGAUGCUCUUGGUGAACUUUUCGUUGAUUCUGGCUGCGUCGCCGAUUUCUCCGAGUGUCGUUAUGUCUGCAGCAUAUUAUGUGAUAAAUUUGGGAAGCAUGGGUUAGUCAAGCCAAAACCAACAGUAAGAAGUUUGGCGGCACCAGUUAGGAUGUUUGAUGGGAUGGAUGAAGAGGUUGUGCCAAAGAAGAAGGUUGAGGAGAUAGACGGCCCACUUUUGACUGAGCGUGACAAAAUGAAGAUUGAAAGAAGGAAAAGGAAAGAAGAGCGCCAAAGAGAGGCUCAAUACCUGAAGCAUGUAGAAGAAAUGGAAGCUGUCAGAGCAGGAAUGCCUGUUGCAUGCGUGAACCAUGGACAAGACACUGGCGGACCUGCUAUUAGAGACAUCCAUUUAGAUAACUUUAGUGUAUCCGUUGGAGGUCGGGAGCUCAUUGUAGAUGGUGAAGUGACGCUUUCUUUUGGAAGGCAUUAUGGACUUAUCGGAAGGAAUGGUACGGGAAAAACUACAUUCCUUAGGCACCUGGCCUUGCAUGCCAUUGACGGCAUCCCCAAGAAUUGUCAAAUAUUACACGUGGAGCAAGAAGUGGUUGGCGAUGACACAACAGCUUUGCAGUGUGUGCUUAACUCAGAUAUCGAACGAACGCAGCUUUUGGAAGAAGAAUCUCACUUAUUAGCGUUGCAGAGAGAACAUGAACUUCAGGAGUUAGAUGGGAAGAGCAAUGGACAAUUAAAUGGCGAUCUAGAUAAAGAUACUAUUGUACAGAGGCUCCAAGAGAUAUACAAAAGACUUGAACUCAUUGACGCAGAUUCUGCGCCGGCACGGGCAGCUUCAAUUCUUGCGGGUCUAAGUUUCUCACCGGAGAUGCAGCAUAAGGCAACAAAAACAUUUUCUGGAGGAUGGCGAAUGCGUAUAGCUCUUGCUCGUGCAUUGUUUAUUGAACCUGAUCUGUUACUUCUUGAUGAACCAACGAACCAUCUUGAUCUACAUGCUGUACUGUGGCUAGAAGCUUACUUAGUGAAGUGGCCAAAAACAUUUAUUGUUGUGUCUCAUGCCAGAGAGUUUUUGAACACGGUUGUCACGGAUAUCAUUCAUCUACAAGGGCAAAAGUUGACAUCAUACAAAGGGAAUUAUGAUACAUUCGAGAGAACACGAGAGGAACAACUCAAGAAUCAGCAGAAAGCAUUUGAGUCUAAUGAGAAAUCCAGGGCGCAUAUGCAGGCUUUUAUCGACAAGUUUCGUUACAAUGCAAAGCGUGCAUCUCUUGUACAAUCUAGGAUCAAGGCACUGGACCGCAUGGGUACUGUAGAUGCAGUAGUUAAUGAUCCUGAUUACAAGUUUGAGUUCCCAACACCAGAUGACCGUCCUGGCCCCCCUAUCAUAAGUUUCAGUGAUGCCUCAUUUGGCUAUCCUGGCGGGCCAACUUUGUUCAAGAACUUAAACUUUGGGAUUGAUCUGGACAGUCGUGUUGCUAUGGUUGGUCCUAAUGGUAUUGGUAAGUCCACAAUACUCAACUUGAUUGCAGGAGAACUGCAACCUAGCUCAGGAACUGUUUUCCGCUCAGCCAAGGUGCGUAUUGCGGUAUUUAGUCAACACCAUGUUGAUGGAUUGGAUCUGUCCUCAAAUCCUCUUCUCUAUAUGAUGCGGUGCUUCCCAGGUGUGCCUGAACAGAAGUUACGAGGUCAUUUGGGUUCAUUUGGUAUAACAGGAAAUCUUGCGCUUCAGCCCAUGUACACCUUAUCCGGUGGUCAAAAAAGCAGAGUUGCAUUUGCAAAGAUUACUUUCAAGAAGCCACAUUUAUUGUUGCUAGAUGAACCGUCAAAUCAUCUUGAUUUGGACGCUGUGGAAGCACUAAUCCAAGGUCUUGUGAUGUUCCAAGGAGGAAUUCUGAUGGUUAGUCACGAUGAACAUCUGAUUUCCAACAGUGUCGAUGAGCUGUGGGUAGUUUCUCAGGGAACAGUGAAACCCUUCCAUGGUACAUUCCAGGAAUACAAGAAAUUAUUGCAGUCUUGAAUUUAUCAUAAACAGCAAAAGUUUCAUAGUUGGCUUAGCUUAUCACAGUUCUGGAAAAGCAAAAUGAUUGAAACAAUGGUAUAUGUGCUAUAUAUUUCAAGGCCAUAAUGCGAGAUUUUCUUCGUGCUGGAUCCUGUAUGGCUGUAACCGAUCAGCAUAAAGCAUGGAAUUUUGUUUGGCUCAGUUUUCUUUAGUUGAUAUGUUUGCAAGGAUGAUUGCAAACAACCUCUUUGUGGAGUAUUAUAAAGCAAAUGUUGCAUACAUUUAACUCUUAGCUUGUUUAGGUGGGAGCUACAUAAUCUGUAUUUUGGGGAUAAUGGUAUGUGAUGGAAUGUUGGUUGGGUUUCCCCGGUUGUCCAAUAAGAGACUGACAGUUCUAUUUAUAACCAUCUCUUUUCAUUAUUGCGAAUUUACUAUAUGAUUUUGGAGAAAA
Molecule: messenger RNA, 2783 nt
Organism: Amaranthus tricolor (Joseph's coat)
Lineage: Eukaryota; Viridiplantae; Streptophyta; Magnoliopsida; Caryophyllales; Amaranthaceae
Product: ABC transporter F family member 3
Exons: 18
Coding region: 200-2350 (716 amino acids)
Molecular function (GO): ATP binding; ATP hydrolysis activity
Source: RefSeq, a predicted model, not a curated record